CGUCGACCUGUACACUCGCCAUAUUUCCACUCCUGUGAAGCCCGCCGGCCGGCUAGCUGCUGAGUUGAGGAGUAAAAACCUUCACACAAGACAGCAAAUAGUUUCAAACGACCUCAAAGGAUUAAAGGGGCAUCUGCGUUAAGUGACCAGCAAGUCGCUGUUAUUUCACUCUGCAACAAUGAACAUCUUCAGGCUGACAGGAGACCUCUCUCAUCUGGCUGCUAUCAUCAUCCUGCUACUCAAAAUAUGGAAAAGCAGGUCAUGUGCAGGUAUCUCUGGAAAGAGCCAAAUCCUGUUUGCUAUCGUGUUCACCACGCGCUACUUGGAUCUGCUCACGUCCUUCAUCUCCCUCUAUAACACAAGCAUGAAGGUGAUCUACAUCGGUUGUGCGUACGCCACAGUCUACCUGAUCUACGCAAAGUUCAGGGCCACCUACGACGGCAACCACGACAGUUUCAGAGUGGAGUUCCUGGUUGUUCCCGUCGGUGGCCUUUCCGUUCUCAUCAACCACGACUUCUCUCUCCUGGAGAUCCUGUGGACGUUCUCCAUCUAUCUGGAGUCGGUGGCGAUCCUGCCGCAGCUCUUCAUGAUCAGCAAGACGGGCGAGGCAGAGACCAUCACCACCCACUACCUGUUCUGCCUGGGCAUGUAUCGGGCCCUCUACCUCUUCAACUGGAUCUGGCGUUUCUACUUCGAAGGCUUCUUUGACAUGAUCGCCAUUGUGGCCGGUUUGGUGCAGACCGUCCUCUACUGUGACUUCUUCUACCUUUAUGUCACUAAAGUGUUGAAAGGCAAGAAGCUGAGCCUGCCGGCGUAGAAGACGGAGACGCAGACUCCCAGCAGACUCAGGGGGGUGUGGAGAUGACCGUGCGUAAUCUCGUGACCUGCAGCAGAAGAUGCCUGAGACAGAGAGCCAACUAUUGGGGGGGGAAACACAAGUCUUCUUGAUGAUUGCUGAUGGAGCUGGUAAAAGGCCAACAAACACCAGAGCUGAACUAAAAUCAUAGAUGGUCAACCUUUGGAUUUCUGCGUUCCCCAUCUUGCCUUAAACUUGUUUUCAUUGCUGUUCAAAAUAGAAGAAAAGCCUUUUUUUUUUUGUUCUACAUCUGAGGUGUAUACGCUUGUUUUUUUCCUCAUCUUUUUUAUAAUGUCACAAUAGGGGUUGCAGUACCUUGUUUGACUCGAUAAUGAAAUGCACAAAUGUACAGUCUUAUUAAAGAGUGCGCUAAAGAGGUAACGCAUCUGAGUGCCUGAUGAGGAUUGUGUCUACUUUCUCACAUUAUUUCCUUUUUGGAUAAUUGUUUUAGUCUGUUGUACAUGUAUGUUCUCAUGGAAUAUUUUAAAGAUGCCAACAAUUACAUGCCAACACACGCUUCCAUUUUGUAAAAGCAUUGCUUUCUAAAAUUGUUCAAAACAAUAUUUUAGCUCUAAAUCUUAAAGUUUUUAUAAACAAUACUCAUUAGAUAGUUUGUAGUUUUAUCUCACGAUUUGAUGUCAACAAUCAGAUGGCCGUGUAUAUCAGUAUUUUCAAAUGGUUGAUAUCUCAUUGGGAAUUAAACGUUUCACGUCUUUAUUCAUCUUUUCCUACGCUUACUGUAUUGAAGCAAAUAAAAUGCAUCCACAGCUUUAAAUGUAAAUAAUGUUACAUCACAUUUUUCAUGUAAAUGGUGCACAAACUUUGUUUCUGCCAGCAUCCCAGUCCAUGAACCGACGUAUAAAAUCAUGAAGUCAAGUGAACAGGGUUCGUUUAAUGAUAUUUUGCAUUCAAAUCCUUUCACUGGUUGUAACAUUUCAAGUGUGAACUGUAUGUCUAAUUGAACUGGUUGGGUGUGUUGCUGGUCUAUAAUCAAGGGUGCAUUUCUAUUACAUUUAAAGGCCUCUCUUCUUCUUCAAAUUAGUCAUUCCUAAAGGAUUAUUUCAAGUUUGUAUGUAUUUCUUUGCAUGGUAUCACCUCCAUUAAAGAUUUUAUGAGGAUCUC
Molecule: messenger RNA, 1978 nt
Organism: Gasterosteus aculeatus aculeatus (three-spined stickleback)
Lineage: Eukaryota; Metazoa; Chordata; Actinopteri; Perciformes; Gasterosteidae
Product: ER lumen protein-retaining receptor 2
Biological process (GO): protein retention in ER lumen
Cellular component (GO): membrane
Molecular function (GO): ER lumen protein retrieval receptor activity
Source: RefSeq, a predicted model, not a curated record